Knipowitschia caucasica is the source of this 3843-nucleotide messenger RNA. The record is from the annotation of a GenBank genome assembly. NCBI's taxonomy places the organism in Eukaryota, Metazoa, Chordata, Actinopteri, Gobiiformes, Gobiidae.
AUGAACCACCUCCUCAUCAACGCGGGGAAGACCAAGGAGAUGAACCACCUCCUCAUCAACGCAGGGAAGACCAAGGAGAUGAACCACCUCCUCAUCAACGUGAGGAAGACCAAGGAGAUGAACCACCUCCUCAUCAACGCAGGGAAGACCAAGGAGAUGAACCACCUCCUCAUCAACGCGGGGAAGACCAAGGAGAUGAACCACCUCCUCAUCAACGCAGGGAAGACCAAGGAGAUGAACCACCUCCUCAUCAACGUGAGGAAGACCAAGGAGAUGAACCACCUCCUCAUCAACGUGAGGAAGACCAAGGAGAAGAACCACCUCCUCAUCAACGUGAGGAAGACCAAGGAGAUGAAUCACCUCCUCAUCAACGUGAGGAAGACCAAGGAGAUGAACCACCUCCUCAUCAACGCAGGGAAGACCAAGGAGAUGAACCACCUCCUCAUCAACGUGAGGAAGACCAAGGAGAUGAACCACCUCUUCAUCAACGUGAGGAAGACCAAGGAGAAGAACCACCUCCUCAUCAACGUGAGGAAGACCAAGGAGAUGAAUCACCUCCUCAUCAACGUGAGGAAGACCAAGGAGAUGAACCACUUCCUCAUCAACGCAGGGAAGACCAAGGAGAUGAACCACCUCCUCAUCAACGCGAGGAAGACCAAGGAGAUGAACCACCUCCUCAUCAACGUGAGGAAGACCAAGGAGAUGAACCACCUCCUCAUCAACGUGAGGAAGACCAAGGAGAUGAACCACCUCCUCAUCAACGCGGGGAAGACUAAGGAGAUGGACCACCUCCUCAUCAACGUGAGGAAGACCAAGGAGAUGAACCACCUCCUCAUCAACGCAGGGAAGACCAAGGAGAUGAAUCACCUCCUCAUCAACGUGAGGAAGACCAAGGAGAUGAACCACCUCCUCAUCAACGUGAGGAAGACCAAGGAGAUGAACCACCUCCUCAUCAACGCGAGGAAGACCAAGGAGAUGAACCACCUCCUCAUCAACGCGGGGAAGACUAAGGAGAUGGACCACCUCCUCAUCAACGUGAGAAAGACCAAGGAGAUGAACCACCUCCUCAUCAACGCGGGGAAGACCAAGGAGAUAAAUCACCUCCUCAUCAACGUGAGGAAGACCAAGGAGAUGAACCACCUCCUCAUCAACGUGAGGAAGACUAAGGAGAUGGACCACCUCCUCAUCAACGUGAGGAAGACCAAGGAGAUGAACCACCUCCUCAUCAACGCAGGGAAGACCAAGGAGAUGAAUCACCUCCUCAUCAACGUGAGGAAGACCAAGGAGAUGAACCACCUCCUCAUCAACGUGAGGAAGACCAAGGAGAUGAACCACCUCCUCAUCAACGUGAGGAAGACCAAGGAGAUGAACCACCUCCUCAUCAACGUGAGGAAGACCAAGGAGAUGAACCACCUCCUCAUCAACGUGAGGAAGACCAAGGAGAUGAACCACCUCCUCAUCAACGCGAGGAAGACCAAGGAGAUGAACCACCUCCUCAUCAACGCGGGGAAGACUAAGGAGAUGGACCACCUCCUCAUCAACGAGACCAAGGAGAUGAACCACCUCCUCAUCAACGUGAGGAAGACUAAGGAGAUGGACCACCUCCUCAUCAACGUGAGGAAGACCAAGGAGAUGAACUACCUCCUCAUCAACGCAGGGAAGACCAAGGAGAUGAAUCACCUCCUCAUCAACGUGAGGAAGACCAAGGAGAUGAACCACCUCCUCAUCAACGUGAGGAAGACCAAGGAGAUGAACCACCUCCUCAUCAACGUGAGGAAGACCAAGGAGAUGAACCACCUCCUCAUCAACGUGAGGAAGACCAAGGAGAUGAACCACCUCCUCAUCAACGUGAGGAAGACCAAGGAGAUGAAGCACCUCCUCAUCAACGCAGGGAAGACCAAGGAGAUGAACCACCUCCUCAUCAACACCAAGGAGAUGAACCACCUCCUCAUCAACGUGAGGAAGACCAACGAGAUGAACCACCUCCUCAUCAACGUGAGGAAGACCAAGGAGAUGAACCACCUCCUCAUCAACGCGGGGAAGACUAAGGAGAUGGACCACCUCCUCAUCAACGUGAGGAAGACCAAGGAGAUGAACCACCUCCUCAUCAACGCAGGGAAGACCAAGGAGAUGAAUCACCUCCUCAUCAACGUGCGGAAGACCAAGGAGAUGAACCACCUCCUCAUCAACGCGGGGAAGACCAAGGAGAUGAACCACCUCCUCAUCAACGUGAGGAAGACCAAGGAGAUGAACCACCUCCUCAUCAACGCAGGGAAGACCAAGGAGAUGAAUCACCUCCUCAUCAACGUGCGGAAGACCAAGGAGAUGAACCACCUCCUCAUCAACGUGAGGAAGACCAAGGAGAUGAACCACCUCCUCAUCAACGUGAGGAAGACCAAGGAGAUGAACCACCUCCUCAUCAACGCGAGGAAGACCAUGGAGAUGAACCACCUCCUCAUCAACGCGGGGAAGACCAAGGAGAUGAACCACCUCCUCAUCAACGCGAGGAAGACCAAGGAGAUGAACCACCUCCUCAUCAACGCGGGGAAGACCAAGGAGAUGAACCACCUCCUCAUCAACGUGAGGAAGACCAAGGAGAUGAACCACCUCCUCAUCAACGCGAGGAAGACCAAGGAGAUGAACCACCUCCUCAUCAACGCGGGGAAGACCAAGGAGAUGAACCACCUCCUCAUCAUCGUGAGGAAGACCAAGGACAUGAACCACCUCCUCAUCAACGUGAGGAAGACCAAGGAGAUGAACCGCCUCCUCAUCAACGCGGGGAAGACCAAGGAGAUGAACCACCUCCUCAUCAACGUGAGGAAGACCAAGGAGAUGAACCACCUCCUCAUCAAUGUGAGGAAGACCAAGGAGAUGAACCGCCUCCUCAUCAACGUGAGGAAGACCAAGGAGAUGAACCACCUCCUCAUCAACGUGAGGAAGACCAAGAAGAUGAACCACCUUCUCAUCAACGUGAGGAAGACCAAGGAGAUGAACCACCUCCUCAUCAACGUGAGGAAGACCAAGGAGAUGAACCGCCUCCUCAUCAACGUGAGGAAGACCAAGGAGAUGAACCACCUCCUCAUCAACGUGAGGAAGACCAAGGAGAUGAACCACCUCCUCAUCAACGUGAGGAAGACCAAGAAGAUGAACCACCUCCUCAUCAACGCGGGGAAGACUAAGGAGAUGGACCACCUCCUCAUCAACGUGAGGAAGACCAAGGAGAUGAACCACCUCCUCAUCAACGUGAGGAAGACCAAGGAGAUGAACCACCUCCUCAUCAACGCGGGGAAGACCAAGGAGAUGAACCACCUCCUCAUCAACGUGAGGAAGACCAAGGAGAUGAACCACCUCCUCAUCAACGUGAGGAAGACCAAGGAGAUGAACCACCUCCUCAUCAACGCAGGGAAGACCAAGGAGAUGAACCACCUGCUCAUCAACGUGAGGAAGACCAAGGAGAUGAACCACCUCCUCAUCAACGUGAGGAAGACCAAGGAGAUGAACCACCUCCUCAUCAACGUGAGGAAGACCAAGGAGAUGAACCACCUCCUCAUCAACGUGAGGAAGACCAAGGAGAUGAACCACCUCCUCAUCAACGCAGGGAAGACCAAGGAGAUGAACCACCUCCUCAUCAACGUGAGGAAGACCAAGGAGAUGAACCACCUCCUCAUCAACGUGAGGAAGACCAAGGAGAUGAACCACCUCCUCAUCAACGCGAGGAAGACCAAGGAGAUGAACCACCUCCUCAUCAACGCGAGGAAGACCAAGGAGAUGAACCACCUCCUCAUCAACGCGGGGAAGACCAAGGAGAUGAACCACCUCCUCAUCAACGAGCAGAGAGCGUAG